AUAGGGAGGGAAUCUUUGUGCUUAUGGGGUUUCCUUGGUUGGGGACUCUCUUGGGACCUUCCCUCUCGUCCCUCUCCAUCUAUCCCAACCUUUCUCUUGCUCCUUCUAAUUCCUUGUGAGAUUCUUGAACUUUGAUUGAACUUUUGAGAUUGAGUUAAGUUCUCCUCCUACAGCUUACCCCCUAAUGCGUCGAAAGCUAUAGCGUUGCGAAUACUUCAUUAAUUAACGUGAUUCAAAUUGGGAACGGUAGCUGAGAUUAAGAGCUACAACAUAUCCGAGUUUCGCGACAUUCCAACGGCUAGUUUUUCGUCGACGUCGUUUCUUGUGAAGACGACUUUUCUGUCCAGAAUUUCGGAUUUAUAUUUUGAGUAAUUCUAGCUCCUAAGUUCACCUAGACUCCGUCCUUAAUCCUAACAAGUGGUAUCAGAGCCAUAUUAAGGACAUUGAGAGGAGUCUACAGAAGUGUGAAGACCCUUCUAGACCCACCAUGGCCUGUGGGUGUGCCUAAGUGGUGUUCUAAAGGUUGGAUGUGUCUUCCGCUAAGGGGAAACUCUGCCGAAAUUUCGUGGACGCCGAUACUUGUGAAAAUAUCGAGGGAGCUGAGUGUGGACAGCAAAGGGGAGCUGAAAUUCGUCAUUUCUCAAGGAGAAGAUGAAUGAGAGAGGAGGAGAUGCUAAUGGAAGAGGAGCUGUAGCUGAGAAGACAAGUGAGCCGCCGCCAUCAAAAGUUGAAGCUUUGGAUGGCUCCAACUAUGAGGAAUGGAGCGGACGGAUGAGGAGUGCCUUCAAACGCUACAAGCUACUGAAGAUUGCUGUUGGGGAAGAGAAGAUGCCGGAAGAAGGCGAAGCACGCGAACGGUGGAUUGAGAAAAGCGCGGUGCUUUUCGACCUCAUCCUUCAAUCGGUCAACAAGGAGAUGUUCGAGCACAUCAAGGAUCUUGUGGAAGCGGAUGAUUCGGGUCCAAGGGCGUGGAAACUACUACGUGAUGUGAUUCAGCCCAACACUCUCCCAAUGGUGAUCGUGCUCGAGAAGGAACUUGCUGCCAUCUCCAUGCGACCAGGGGACGAUGUGAAGCCGGUCCUUGACAAGAUCAAGGACACCUAUGCAAGGAUGGCAGCAGCGGGCAGUAGUGUAUCUCAGCUGCAGCAGUGCACCAAGAUCAUCUCGGUGUUGGACAACUCUUGGGACAACCUCAUCCCCACCCUCAACUCUCAGCAAGAUCAAUGGACACCUGAGUGGCUAAGGCAGCAGAUUCUGCAGGAGGACUUCCGCAGACGCCAUAUGGGAGGCGGUGCUGCCACUAAGACUGCUGAGGGGUAUGGAGCUGCAGGGCGCGGCAAAGGAAGAGGGGGUUGGAGAGGCCGAGGCCGUGGGAGGAGCUUUGGCAGAGGUAGAGGCCGAGGUGACUAUAAUGAGGGGCAUGGAAGCUCCAGUGGCAGGGGGAGUACCAGAAUGGAGGGCACCUGCUGGUACUGCAAGAAGGUCGGGCAUCCUUGGUUCAAGUGCUUCAGCAGGCCGGAGGGAUGGGCACCUCCAGGCAUGAAGCCGCCCAGUGGUGAACGCGCACAAGGUGGCGCUGUGCAAGGCUCAGGUGCACAAGGUGAAGGUGCACAAGGUAAUGCCUAUCCUGGUUUGUUUCUUAUGGUUGAGGAUGUGCAUGGGCAUGAGGGUGAUGUGGGAUCUGUGGGAAAGGUUGUGAUGCACCCUCUCAUGCACUGGGUGAUUGAUUCGGGUUGCAUCAGUCACAUGACCCCACGGGCAGAUUUGCUUGAUGAGGUAAAACCCCCUGGGAAGAUCAAGUAUGUGGCAGCAGCGUCAGGUGCUUUGCUCCCUGUGAUUGGCGUUGGGAAUGCCAAGGUUAAGGGAGCUAAUGGGGAGCUUGUGGGGCUUGGGAAUGUUCUGCUAGUUGAAGGUUUGUCUGCUAACCUUCUCUCUGUGCGGCGACUGCAGAAGAGCAAGGCCGAAGUGACCUUUGGACCAACCAGCUGCCGUGCUAAGCUUGGGAAGAAGGUGCUGUGGAGUCUGGAAGAGGAGACCAGCUGCAUCAAGGACCUGUGGCAGCUGCCCAUCAUCCCAUGGAAUGGGAAGACUCCAACAGCAGCAACGGCAGCAGCGGCAAAGGCAACAGCAGGAGGAGAUGCAACUGCACCAAAUGAUGGGGUCCUGGAAGCAGUCAAGAAAGUGCAGAAGCAGCAGACACAUGGUGAGGUGCUUGCUGGUGUGGAUGCGAGUGCGGCAUGGGCUAAGGCUUCAUCAAGGAGUGGAGAGGCCGAUUGGGAGACAUGGCAUGAGAGGUUGUGUCAUGUGAACUUCCCUAUGCUGCAGAAGUUGGUGAAGAAUGGGAGCCUGAAGGGCUUGGAGGUGAAAGGGGAAGUGAAGGAGAUUGGGAGCUGUCCUACAUGCUUGGAGACCAAGUUCUCCAAGUUCCCCUUCAACAGCACUACAGGACCAGCCAAGACCCCACUUGCACUUGUGCACAUGGAUGUGGUGGGGCCCACAAGAGCCCCUUCCCUCUCAGGCAGCCGCUAUUUCUUGACAAUUGUAGAUGACCACACUCGGGCAGUGUGGGUUUACCCUUUGAAGAGCAAGGGGGAGGUGGCAGCGGCUGUCCUUAAGGAGUGGAUGCCUAGAGCUCAGAGGGAAUGCGGACACAAGGUGAAGGUGAUCCGUAGUGACAAUGGUGGGGAGUUCAUUGGAGCUGAUUUUGAGGGGGAGUUGAAGAGGAAGGGGAUCCAGCAUCAACUGACAGUGCCCUACAACCCACAGCAGAAUGGCGUGGCUGAGAGGUUCAACAGGACCCUGCAGGAGGGGGCACGCACUCUCCUUGGGCGUGCAGGGCUGCCUGAUCCGUUUUGGGUGUCUGCACUGAGGCAGGUCGCCCUUGUGAAGAACAGGGUGCUGGCUACAGUUGGAGAUAAGGAGUGGAUCCCAUAUGUCAAGUGGUAUGGGAGUGCUCCAGCUGUGAACAUGCUGAGGGCAUUUGGGUGCAUGGUGGUGUUUCAUGUGCCCAAGGAGAAAAGGGGGAAGUUGGAGGCUUCUGGAAGAUGGGGUGUGCACUUGGGGAUUGCAAAGGAUCACAAGGGGUGGCUGCUAUGGGACUUGACCACCCAGAAGUUGACAGUGUCAAGGGAUGUGAAGUUUCUUGAGUCCCUGUACUACAAGGAAUGGAAGCAGCAGCAACAGAAGCUUCCAUCUACACCGCUCAUUGUGGAGGCAGAUGAGGUGCAGCAGCCUUCAAGACAGGUGGAGGUUGCAGUGUCAGAGGAGGAGAUGUCUGGGGUGACUGAGGAAGGGGGAGCAGCUGAAGUGGAGCAGCAGCAGCAGCAGGAGCAGCAGCAGCAGCAUGAGUCUCCACCUCGAGUUCCACACCCGCCUGAGCGACCUAGGAGGGAUGUGCGCCCUCCGGUGAGGCUGACCUAUGGGGGAAGAGGCAAGCCAAAUGUGGUGCAGGCUGGGAGCGUGGUUGAGCAGAUUGAGGAAGAUGAGAUCGCUCACUGCUACUGGGCACCAAUCCCUGAGCCCAAGACUCGAGAGGAGGCCUUGAAUGGACCAAAUGGGGAGAAGUGGAAGGCGAGUGAGGAUGAGGAGUUCGGGUCCCUGAUUGAAAACGAGACAUGGGACCUGUGUGACUUGCCUCCUGGGAAGAAGGCAAUCACUUCCAAGAUGAUCUACAGGCACAAGUAUGGACCUGAAGGGGAGCUGACCCGCUACAGA
This is a messenger RNA of Closterium sp. NIES-67, 3714 nucleotides long. The record is from the annotation of a GenBank genome assembly. Lineage: Eukaryota; Viridiplantae; Streptophyta; Zygnematophyceae; Desmidiales; Closteriaceae.